This is a messenger RNA of Caenorhabditis briggsae, 939 nucleotides long. Gene Ontology annotation, molecular function: ribokinase activity. Gene Ontology annotation, biological process: D-ribose metabolic process. The coding region runs from base 1 to 939 and encodes 312 amino acids. Lineage: Eukaryota; Metazoa; Nematoda; Chromadorea; Rhabditida; Rhabditidae. The transcript is spliced from 6 exons. The record is from RefSeq and is a predicted model, not a curated record.
AUGUCGUCCGACCGAAUUGUAGUGCUUGGAAGUAUCGUUCAGGAUCUUGUCAGCUACACCGAUCGUUUCCCACGUCCUGGAGAGUCUGUUCGUGGAAAUGAUUUCAAGUCAGGGUCCGGUGGAAAAGGAGCAAAUCAGGCGGUAGCUGCCGCGCGUCUUGGAGCCAAUGUGGCAAUGAUUGGAUUGGUUGGAGAGGAUAUGUUUGGAGAUUCGAAUAUUAAAGGGUUGACUGAGAAUGGAGUGGAUACGAGUUGUGUUGGAAAGACAAAAGAGUCACACACGGCUACUGCAACUAUCACUGUUAAUAAAGAAGCUGAGAAUAGUAUCGUCGUCACUUUGGGAGCCAAUUUGUUCCUGACUCCAGAAGUAGCUGAUGCCAAUUCCUCAAUUAUUUCCAACUCGAAAAUGGUCAUGUGCCAAGGAGAAAUCGAUGAAAAAGGAAAUAGAAGAGCAUUCGAAAUCGCUCGAAAAAAUAAGGUCAUAACAUUUUUGAACCCAGCUCCAGGAGAUGCAAAUAUGGAUAAAACAAUUCUGGAUCUUGUGGAUAUUAUUUGUACAAAUGAGAAUGAGGCUGAAUUCAUCACUGGAAUCCCUCAAAACAACGUGGAAGACGCUAAAAAGGCUGCUGUGGAAAUGGUCAAAAUGGGUCCUCAGCAUGCGAUCAUAACACUUGGAGCUAAAGGUGUUCUCCUCGCAUCAAAAGGCCAUAACGAGAUUGAGCAUAUAUCGGUGGAUAACGUGGAAGCGAUUGAUACCACUGGAGCCGGUGACUGUUUCUGUGGUACAUUUGCUGCUCAUCACGUCGCUGGAGUUUCAAUGAUCGAUUCGAUUCGUUCGGCUGCAAAAAUCGCUGCUCUCUCUGUGACUCGACAUGGAACCCAAUCGAGCUAUUGGAAAUUAGAUGAGAUCAAAGAGAAACAUGCAGACUUUUUGCCAUAA